This is a messenger RNA of Puma concolor (puma), 3009 nucleotides long. The record is from RefSeq and is a predicted model, not a curated record. Lineage: Eukaryota; Metazoa; Chordata; Mammalia; Carnivora; Felidae.
AUGACGACCGCCCAGCGGGACGCCCUGGUGUGGAAGCUCGCCGGGCUGCUGCGGGAGUCUGGUGAUGUGGUCCUGUCUGGCCGUAGCACUCUGAGCCUGUUGACUGGCACCCUGCAGCAGCUGAGCCACGUAUUUGAGCUGCACCUGGGACCAUGGGGCCCUGGCCAGACAGGCUUUGUGGCUCUGCCCUCUCAUCCCGCCGACUCCCCUGUCAUCCUCCAGCUUCAGUUCCUCUUCGAUGUGCUGCAGAAAACUCUUUCACUCAAGCUGGUACAUGUCCCUGGUUCUGGCCUCCCAGGGCCCAUCAAGAUUUUUCCCUUCAAGUCCCUUCGGCAUCUGGAGCUCCGAGGUGUCCCCAUCCAUUGCCUUCGUGGCCUCUGUGGCAUCUACUCCCAGCUAGAGACCUUGAUUUGCAGCAGGAGCAUCCAGGCAUUAGAGGAGCUCCUCUCAGCCUGCGGUGGUGACCUCUGCUCUGCCCUGCCUUGGCUGGCUCUACUCUCUGCCAACUUCAGCUACAACGCACUGACUUCUUUAGACAGCUCCCUGCGUCUCUUGUCAGCUCUGCGUUUCCUGAAUCUGAGCCACAAUCAAGUGCAGGACUGUGAGGGCUUCCUGAUGGACUUGUCUGAGCUCUGCCAUCUGGACAUCUCCUAUAACCACCUGCAUAUGGUGCCAAGAAUAGGACCCUCAGGGGCCGCUCUGGGGACCCUGAUACUGCGAGGCAAUGAGCUCCGGAGCCUGCAGGGCCUGGAGCGGCUGAGGAACCUGCGGCACCUGGAUGUGGCAUACAACCUGCUAGAAGGACACAGGGAGCUGUCCCCAUUGUGGCUACUGGCUGAGCUCCGCAAGCUCUACCUGGAGGGGAACCCUUUGUGGUUCCACCCUGCGCAUCGGGUGGUCACUGCCCAGUACUUGUCACCCCGUGUCAGGGAUGCUGCAGCCGGCUUCCUUCUCGAUGGGAAAGUCUUGUCACUGACUGACUUUCAGCUCUCCACAUCCUCCAACUCCAUGGCUCCACCUGUGCUCUGGCCAGCAGGGAGUACUGUUGAAACCUCAGGUGGCCCUGACUUGAGCGACAGCAUCUCCUCUGGGGGCAUUGUGGCCCAGCCCCCACAUCGUAAGGUUAAGAGCCGAGUCCGUGUGAGGCGAGCAAGUAUCUCGGAACCCAGUGAUACAGACCCAGAGCCCCGUACUCUGGACCCCUCCCCGGCUGGGCAGUUUGUGCAGCAGCAUCGGGAACUUGAACUCAUGAACAGCUUCCGGGAACGGUUUGGCUGUGACUGGCUACAGUAUAGGAAUCACCUGGAGACCUCUGGGACCCCAGUUCUGGCUGCCUCCCAGACCCCUGCCCUCAGCACUCUGUGCCCAGACACCCUGAGCCCAGGGUCUGUGCCUGGGCCUCCCCGCCCAGAGAAGGAGUCACCGCAGGAAAUGGCAGAGGAGGUCAGGCUACGGCUGGAGCCCCGGGAAGAAGAGGUGGUGGAGGAGCUGGUGAAGGAGGAAGAAGGAAAGGAGGAAGAAGAGGAGGAGGAUCCCCCUCCUUGUGUGCAGGGCUCAGAUCCGCUCCCCAGGGCCCCUGUCCUUGUUCUGCGUUUCUCCUAUAUUUGCCCUGACCGGCAGCUGCGUCGAUACGUGGUGCUGGAGCCCGAUGCCCAUGCAGCUAUCCAGGAGCUGCUUGCCGUGUUGACCCAAGCAGCCACCACGGCUCAGUGUCAGCUUGGGGAAGCAAGAGACCCGCUGAGGGGCAGACUCCAGUGUCUACGUUGUGGCCAUGAGUUCAAGCCAGAGGAGCCCAGGUUGGGAUUAGACGGUGAGGAAGGCUGGCGGCCUCUGUUCCAAGAGACAGAAUCUCCUGCUGUAUGUCCAAACUGUGGUAGCGAUCAUGUGGUUCUCCUGGCUCUGUCCCUGGGAACCACCAACAGGGAGCACAGGGAGGGAGAGCAAUCGCCAGCUCCCUUGCAGUCCACCAGCACUGUCUGUGACCCUUCUGACCACAGUGACCACAGCGACAGGGCUGACCCGGCCCCAUCUCAGGCACCAGGCUCCCGAGAUCACCACAGUUGGAGCCUCAGUCCCCCCCCUGAGCGCCACGGCCUCCGCUCCGUGGACCACCGACUCCGGCUCUUCCUGGAUGUUGAGGUGUUCACCGAUGCCCAGGAGGAGUUCCAGUGCUGCACCAAGGUGCCCGUCGUGUUGGCAGGCCACCCUGGGGAGUUUGUGUGUCUUGUGGUGGUGUCAGACCACAGGCUUUACGUGUUAAAAGUGACAGGGGAGAUAAGCGGGCCUCCGGCUAGCUGGCUACAGCCAACCCUGGCCGUCCCCCUGCACGACCUGAGUGGCCUCGAACUGGGGCUGGCAGGACAGAGUCUGCGGCUGGAUUGGGCUGCCGGGACAGGCAGCUGUGUCCUGCUGCCCCGAGAUGCCAGACAUUGCCGGGCUUUCCUAGACGAGCUCACCGAUGUCUUGCAGGCUCUGCCUCCUGCCUGGAGGAGCAGUGUCAGCGCCACAGAGGAGGAGGUAACCCCGGAGCACCGCCUCUGGCCUUUGCUGGAGAGGGGCUCUUCCUCGGAGCCUCCCCUGUUCUUCUACCUUCGGGUGUUCCUGGUCGAAGGCCCUGCAACCUGCCCUGUGUCCCUGUUGAUGACUCUGUCCACCCUGUACCUGUUAGAGGAGGACGUGGCAGGGUCCCAGGCAGAGCCUCCUCUUCCAGCACCAUCUGAUGAAGCUUCUGAGAAGUCCCUGCCCUUGGGGCUGGGCCCUUCUGUGCAUGUCAGGGAGCAGUGGCCACUCAGCAGCCUGAGCUCGGUGCUGCUGUAUCGCACGGCCCCGGGGGACCUGCGACUGGUCUUCUAUGACGAGGUGUCCCGGCUGGAGAGUUUUUGGGCACUUCGGGUUGUGUGUCCUGAGCAGCUGACGGCCCUGUUGGCCUGGAUCCGGGAGCCCUGGGAGGAGUUGUUUUCCAUCGGACUCCGGACUGUGACCCAGGAGGCUCUAGAUCUUGACCGGUGA